AUGGGACGGAACUCUGGCGUGAGGACCAAGCCUGGACGGCAGCUGACAACAGGAGGUUGCCGGGCUUGCAACGACAAGACUCUCAUCCUGGUACUAGCUCAAGGGAAGAACUCCCUCCUCACCACUGCUGCCUUGAGUGACUGCCUGGAUGUCCUCAUCCACACCAGACAUGCGGGACUCUGCACGGCGAGGCAGCGAGGACAGCGACUGAUGACCCCCAGGGACGAUACGGACCUACCAAGCCGGGGCAUCGGCUGACAGUGCUACGUGCUCCCGAGCGAGGUACCCGUGCCCCCCUCAGGACUUACCGCUAUAUUCCAGCUGUUGAUACCCAGGCAGACAAUAUUGUCAAGUUACUGCUAUCUGCUCUUAACAUACCAACGCACAGUUAGUUAACAUAUAUUUUAUGACUCACAGUUAGUGCCUGCCAUUAACCUAUGUUGAACAUGUCUUCAUUUGCUAACUAAAAAUAGUACAAAUAUCGAUGUAAACUCCAC
Pelobates cultripes (western spadefoot toad) is the source of this 497-nucleotide messenger RNA. NCBI's taxonomy places the organism in Eukaryota, Metazoa, Chordata, Amphibia, Anura, Pelobatidae. The record is from the annotation of a GenBank genome assembly.